This is a messenger RNA of Puntigrus tetrazona (Sumatra barb), 2366 nucleotides long. RefSeq lists its product as uncharacterized. Bases 114 to 986 code for a protein of 290 amino acids. Gene Ontology annotation, molecular function: monoatomic cation channel activity. The transcript has 2 exons. The record is from RefSeq and is a predicted model, not a curated record. NCBI's taxonomy places the organism in Eukaryota, Metazoa, Chordata, Actinopteri, Cypriniformes, Cyprinidae.
CGAAGCAGCGGAUAUCAGGAAGGUGGUGUCAUAACGCUCGCCAAACAGCUGAGAUUUCCCCCCAACGCGCGGUGAUACACAGCGGCGCCGUUGCGUUAAGCGCACUCGCGGAUAUGCCUCGGCACACGGUCUUUUCCACUUACGUGCUCAGAAACGUGCCCACCAGGACAGCUGUCACAGUCGUGGCCAUGCUCCUCUUCUUCAAGUACGUGUUCACCUGCCCGUGCACCACUCCCGAGGAAACUCUCCUGCACUGCUGGCUCUACCUGUGCCUGCCGGUGGGCAUCCUGUUCUUCAUCCUCAUCCUCAUGGACGCUCGGCUCCUGAAGAUGUGCAGAUGUUGCGCGAGCAGCCAGGGCAGAUGUUGUAAGAGCGGGUGCUGCGAUGCUUUUGAAUGCUGCUGCUGUUCCGGGGGGUACUGUUAUCACCCGGAGGCUUGUGCACCCGAAGGCCGGUAUUACUGCGGUGUCGUGUUGAAACACAUCCUCAAUGUCUUUUACGCGGCGUCGCUGUGGAUAAUCGUUGCCUUUGUAGACGGGGAUUGGUACGUUUGCGUGCGGACGGUGAACGUGAACGGUACCGGGGAGCAAAUUGCGUGCAAGGAUCUACCGACUCCGCGUGAAGCGGAGACUCUAAGAAAAUAUGAUAGCGAAUCACGGGUAAUUGGCUUAAUUCUUAUUCUUGGCCUUUCAUUUUUGUUGACAAUAAGUUCGUCUCUCAUGACCCGAUGGAAGCCGUAUUAUAAAUCUCUCUAUGAGGUUUAUGUGGAGCGGGAGACUUCAGCUAUUCUGGAGGAAAAGCUACAUGAGAAAGCUGUGGAGAGAGCCAAAGAUGUCAGUGAGCAUUCACUGAGAAACUUUCAAAAUGCACACAUCGACACGCCGGGUGAUGCUCAUCAAGUUCAGUAUCAACCGUUAGGGAGCACCGAAGAAGACGUGUGGCACAAAAUAUCAGACCCAGCCCUACAUUUAAUGGAGUUGUCAUAGGCAAUGUAAACUUUAUGCCUACUACCUGCAUCUUGCCAAAGAAAUAGUAUUUUUCACAUUUACUUGCAUAUUCUGCUGCAAUUUUGUUCAGUAUUUUAUUUUCUGUUUAAUACUGAGGUACAAGAAAACUCUUCCAAUAUUGCAUUCAGUAUUAAAAAAAAUGGGGUUCAAUAGAACUGAAACACUAAGGUGCUAAGGAGUUUAAUACGUGAGGAUACAAAACUGUUCAAAAGUUUUGGUCUGUGUGAUUUAUUUUCUUGUAAAAAAUAAUACUUUUUAUGAAGUGUGAAUGCAUUAAAUUAAUUUUACAAAAUGAGAAAUACAUUUAUAAAGUUACAAUAUUUCUAUUUCAAAUUAAUUCAGUUUUGAACUCGGUAUUCAUCAACUUCAUGAAAAUAUUAAGCAGCCAAGCUGUUUUUUACAUCGGUAAUAAUAAUCUAUGCUUCCUGUACAGCACAGAAUAACUUCGAAAGAUCAGGCAACACUAAAGGCUUUGCCAUCACAGGAAAAAGUGUUUAAAAACAUUGAAUUAGGAAACGGUUAUUUUAAAUUCUAUUAUUUCUACUAUGCUAUAUUAUUGAUCAAAUAAAUGCAGUCUUGGUGAGUGCAAGAGACUUCCUAUAAAUCAUACCAGUUCCUGACUUUUGAUAGCUAGCGUGUGUGCGCUUAUUGUUACAAUAAGGUCUUCAGAUUCAGUGCACGACAAGAAGAAAUAAUACAUUCUUUAUAUAAAAAACUUUACAGUUUACAUCUGUUUCAAAAAAUAAUGACUAUGCACUCAUUUUGUUAUUGUUGGCACAAUAUACAAGCUUUGAGUUUUCUUUUUUUGUAAAAGUUUUGUAAAAAAAACACUUUUUUACACUAUUAAAGACCACUGAAAUAGAUUCUAUUAACUCUUUUGGAUAAGCCUAUACUGAGCGAAGUAUAGCAAGUUGAACACUCAAUGGGGUAACUGUUGUAUUACUCCUAUUACCCCUUUGAAGAAAUUGAUAUAUACUUUGAUAUAAUAUGAUUUGAUAUAAUUUACAAUGUUCUAUAAUUGUAUAUAUGAAUAUAUUAAAUAUAAUGCUAUACCUAUAGCUACUCUCUUCACAUUUUUCUUGUGAUAUCUUAAAAUCUAUUUACCGGAUGCAUACUUAUUUACUGGCACAUUACUGUUAUGCAUGAUUUGCGUCUGCCGAUACACAACUGUUUGGGUUCAGUCAGGUCAGUCACCUUGAAUAUAGGUGAGGUUUGUUGAAGUGUAAGUAAGUCUGUUAAAAUAUAGGUUGACAAAACAUUAUUGUGGGCUUUAUUGUGGGACCAAGUACAUGUACUGCAUUAUUUUUUUAUGAACCAUAUAUUUGCUUUUAUACAAAUAAACACAUUGGACAUUUGGUA